This is a messenger RNA of Grammomys surdaster, 5071 nucleotides long. Its product is annotated as carboxyl-terminal PDZ ligand of neuronal nitric oxide synthase protein-like. The coding region runs from base 161 to 2080 and encodes 639 amino acids. Lineage: Eukaryota; Metazoa; Chordata; Mammalia; Rodentia; Muridae. The transcript has 12 exons. The record is from RefSeq and is a predicted model, not a curated record. Gene Ontology annotation, molecular function: nitric-oxide synthase binding.
GCCCAGCAAAACCAAGUACAACCUUGUGGACGAUGGGCACGACCUACGGAUCCCUUUGCACAACGAGGACGCCUUCCAGCACGGCAUCUCUUUUGAGGCCAAGUACGUGGGAAGCCUGGAUGUGCCCAGACCCAACAGCAGGGUUGAGAUCGUGGCUGCCAUGCGCAGAAUCCGGUAUGAGUUUAAAGCCAAGAACAUCAAGAAGAAGAAAGUCAGCAUCAUGGUUUCUGUGGAUGGUGUCAAAGUGAUUUUGAAGAAGAAGAAAAAGCUUCUUUUAUUGCAGAAAAAGGAGUGGACGUGGGAUGAGAGCAAGAUGCUGGUGAUGCAGGACCCUAUCUACAGAAUCUUCUACGUCUCUCAUGACUCCCAAGACUUGAAAAUCUUCAGCUAUAUCGCUCGAGAUGGAGCCAGCAAUAUCUUCAGAUGUAACGUCUUUAAGUCCAAGAAGAAGAGUCAAGCUAUGAGAAUCGUACGGACAGUUGGACAGGCCUUCGAGGUCUGCCACAAGCUGAGUCUACAGCACACACAGCAGAAUGCAGACGGCCAGGAAGAUGGGGAGAGCGAGAGAAACAGCGAUGGCUCAGGAGACCCAGGCCGCCAGCUCACGGGAGCUGAGAGGGUCUCCACAGCCACUGCAGAGGAGACCGACAUUGAUGCUGUGGAGGUUCCGCUCCCUGGGAAUGACAUUCUAGAAUUCAGCCGAGGUGUGACUGAUCUGGACGCUGUAGGGAAAGACGAAGGCUCUCAAAUAGACUCGACGGUCCCACCCCAUCCUCAGGAGCCCAUGCUGACUGCCUCCCCUCGCAUGCUACUCCCUUCUUCCUCGAAGCCACCAGGCUUGGGCACAGGGACGCCCCUGUCCACUCACCACCAGAUGCAGCUCCUCCAGCAGCUCCUCCAGCAGCAGCAGCAGCAGACACAAGUGGCUGUGGCCCAGGUUCACUUGCUGAAGGAUCAGUUGGCUGCUGAGGCUGCGGCACGGCUGGAGGCCCAGGCACGAGUGCACCAGCUCCUGCUGCAGAACAAAGACAUGCUCCAACACAUCUCUCUGCUGGUCAAGCAGGUGCAGGAGCUGGAGCUGAAGCUGUCAGGACAGAACACCAUGGGCUCCCAGGACAGCUUGUUGGAGAUCACCUUCCGUUCAGGUGCCCUGCCUGUGCUCUGUGAAUCCACCACCCCUAAGCCAGAGGACCUUCACUCACCACUGCUGGGGGCUGGCUUGGCUGACUUUGCCAACUCAGCAGGCAGCCCCUUAGUUGACCACAGCAUGUUUGAGAAUUUGAACACAACCCUUACUCCAAAGCUCCAGUCCAGCCAUUCCUUCCCCCACCUGUCCAGACCUGGGGCCCCAGGCUCCAUCACCCCUGUCUCUGGAGAGCCAGGAGGACCUGGACUGAGGGUGGGCAGCAGCCAGCACCUUAGGAAUCUAGGCAAAGCUGUGGGGGCCAAGGUCAAUGACCUUCUGCGAAGAAAGGAGUCUUCAAGCCUGGGCAGUGUGGGUGUGAUGGAGAUUAAUAAGACGGCCGGUGCCCAGCUGCCUGGUGGGGAGGAUGCAGCCUGUGGACCCUGGCUGCAGGAUGAAAGGUCAGUCCAAGAAGCCUUUCCUCUGCUGGAUCCCCCACCUCCCAUAACCCGGAAGCGAACCCCUCGGGCCCUGAAGACCACCCAGGACAUGCUGAUUUCAUCACAGCCCGUCCUAAGCAAUCUAGAAUAUGGGACGGAAUUGUCACCUGGACAGGCCCAAGACUCUCCACCCACUGCUCAGCCUGUCUCUGCAGACACUUCACGGCCAGAGUCUACCAUUGAAAUGGGAGAGAAGGGAGAGGUUCUACCCAAUGGUGAGGUGUCCCUGUUGGUACCUGACCUAAUACACAAGAAUACCCAGGAGGAAUCCAAGCUAAAGCUAACUGAGGGCAGGAAAUCCUCCUCCCCUGGCCUCAUUGAGAGAAACGGCCUCACACUCAGCUUGAGCCCCAUCAGCCUGGCUGAGUCCUGGGAGAACAGCAGCCCACCUCCACAGGCACGGACUUCCAGCCUUGACAAUGAGGGCCUUCAUCCAGACCUGCUGUCCUUUGAGUAGCAUCUCUUGUCUUCUGUGCUGAACACCCUUUUCACUUUGUCGUCCACUACACACAGGUCUAUUGUCCGAGCUUUGCCAUGCCCUCAUCUUCCUUAUUGAAGGCACAGCAGAGCCCAUUGGAGGUGUUGUGAAACCAGAUGGCCACACGUUGUCUCAGUUAAGGAGUCUGCAGAACAGCAAAGGGAUUCAGUGGCAUCUCAUCCUGAUCCUCUGCAAGCUCCUCUGCUGGCCGCUGGCUGCAGCUUUAGCUGCUGAAACUCAUCCUCCUCCAGGCUUGUCUCAGCUUCCUACUCACAGGGCCACCAACCCAGGAGGAUGGAUCUAGCAGGAAUUCUCUUUGCUUGUCUUCUCAGACUCAUAUGCUGUCUGUCCUUUGACCUUCCCUCCACCCCCAAAUCCCCGAUCCUGUCCCUUUCUUCCAUAGUGGUCCAGGGACUCCCUUCCUUGAAGGUUGUACAGCUAGAGGAGAAUGGUAGGUUUGGGCUUGAUGAUGGGACCUGGCCUGGAAAGCUUCAUCCUGAUCACAAUCUCACCAUAGUCCCUUCAGCCUCAGGGCAGUGUGGACCCCUAGCCACCAUCUUUCCUCUGCUUCUGGCUCGGCAUCAGAGGAGGUGCUUCCAAGGCUUAAGACCUUGAGAGUUUCCUCAAAGGUUGAGCCUUGUCAUCCAGGGUUCCCAGGGUUUUCUCAUCCAGUUACGUGUGGAUAUCUGGAUAGGCAUGUGGGAAGGAUGGUAUGGGCAGCCUUGCUGGGGUUCCUUGCUAUGUGAAUGUGAAGCUAGGGGUAGGCAGGCCCCUGCAGAAGCAGCAGAGAGCAUUGCGAUGUUUGGAAAGGAGAGUGUGGGAACACGAAAUGGUCCUGUAAGAGCAGAGAUCACAGGGAAGAGAACAGUGAGGACUGAGAAGGGCAUUGCCGAGAAUCAGAGCAGCUUUUCAGGCCACUCCACACCUAGAAUGAGGCAGUGCCUGGAUCUGGGAACAGUAUGUGUGAGAGCCGGGGUGGAGUAUGUGAGAGGCUGGAACGUCGUGAGGACCGUGGAGGCAAAGCAGCUGUCUGUAGUGAAAGUACUUCUUUGUGUUUGUGCUCAAGUUGCAUGAAUUCCUGCAGCACCAGAGAUACCUCGAGCCGGUCUUUUUAUUCAGGUAAUGAUAAUCUUCCUCUGCUUCUGCCAGGAUCUAUGUAAGGACCCAACAAGACUUCUCAAUCGUUCACUGGUUCCUGCCUUCCCAGUUAACUUGCUUUGUAUCCCUCUCUCCCUUUAGGGGCCCUAUCAUGCUGUCUUCCUGUGGCCAGGAGACUCUGUAGUGAUCCCAGCCACAAGGGCCUUUGUAGCCAGAAGAGGAAUCCCUAUUCUUGAACAAGGAGACCAGAGCCCCACCCCCAAGGAGGCUGGGAAUGGCGCACCCAGCCAGGGCAGAUCAUGUACCAGUUCUCUUGUCCUACUUCCUGUGCUCUUCCCUUUUCUGAUUGCUUGGCUUCCCAUCUGUGAUAUUGAGGCAUACACGUCUCACUUCCCAGUUCAACCUCACCGGUGUGCUGCCCUACUCCCAACCAGCAGACAUCUGAGCUAACUCCAGCAGCUGGAUCCCUAGGAUGGAGGUUUCUUUCUCAAACACCUGCUUAAGCAGCUGCAUGGCUUCAGCCAUCUCUCUACCCUCUGACCCUUUUCUCUCACCCCAUCUUCCAUUGCCACAGAAAGUAAGGCUUCAUCCUAUUGUCCCUGCAAGCUCCCGUCUCUUCCUCUCAGACGAGAAUUCAUGCAGCCAGGCAUCUGAAGGAUCUGUUAGAGUAUACAGGACUGUUAGUACAUAUGUAGCACACGUGCCUUGCUCCAAGAACACCCCAGGGAUGUGAGAUUUGACCUUGAAGUCAGAGAAGUCCUUAGAACUAGCAUUUGAGGACCUAUGGAUUUUCCUACAAUGAUGUGGGAUAUUACUCAAAAUGGAGAGUUCAGCUGUGGGGUCUAAAGUCUAAGCAUUCAUCAGAGAACAAGUCGGUUGUAAUCUGAACUCUCCGUAUCAAAAUCUUGCUUUGCUUCUCUGAUAGGAAGCUUAGCAGGUAGCUGCUCUCUGGAGCUUCUCCUCCCUAGAGACUAGGUAAUAUGGUUCCCUAAUAUGGUUGCAUGAGGCUUGGCUUGCUUAAGCACCCAGGAUACUGCUAGAGCCCUGGCCCUCAGGGCCCUACCAUUGUCCCAAGAAUCCUAAAUAGGGAUCUUCUGAGUACUUCAGACUUAAUACUUAAUGUUAGAUUUAGGUGCCAUGGAUGCCUGCAUCAACUGCUAGCACCUUGGCCCUCUCCCUGCUACAGGUGUGAUGCUGCUACCUCAGGAGACCCUCUGAGACUGAGCCUUGGUUUUGAUGCUGCAGACAUUGCCUGGUGCUAAGGGGCUAAGUGUUUCCCAGCAGCAACAAAUCCUCCUGAGGGCUUCCACUCACAUCAGCUCUUCCAGCUAUUGACCUCAUCAGGCUCACUGACCAUCUCAGCACUGUGGACUUCAGCACGGCAGCCUUCACAGUGAAUCCAGAUCUCCUAGGGGAUGUCCUCUAGGGGUUUGGUCUUUGGGUAGUUUGAUCUGCAUGGCCCAGGAGCAGGCUAACGGGGAGGAACAAAGGGUCUAACUUCAAUGUCUGUUUAAAGAAGCUGGGGUCUUGGAGCCUUUUUCUCUCCUCUUCCUUCCAGCUCCAUUCUAUAACCCUAUUCAUCCCAUAGCUUUACCUCGAUAGAUGACAACGUGGGCUUCCAGAAACAUGGAAAGAUGAUGUCCCCUCCCUAGUCCCAGCCCACACUUCUCUCUAGAAAUGUAUCUGUGAAUGUUCUGGGAGACAUGACGAUGUGUGUUUUAAUCCAUCAUCUUUUAAAGAACAAAUUUGGCCCCUGUUGGAAAGAACAAGAUUAUAGUUCUAUUCUGAGUAUUUUUUAGAGAGUUCAUAUUUAUAUUUUUAGAGAUGUUUUUCUUGUAGAAGGAAAUUGCAUAAUAAAAUGAUAACUGUGUC